Messenger RNA from Cucumis sativus (cucumber), 1104 nucleotides. RefSeq names its product peroxiredoxin Q, chloroplastic. Gene Ontology annotation, cellular component: cytoplasm; chloroplast thylakoid membrane. The coding region runs from base 174 to 821 and encodes 215 amino acids. The record is from RefSeq and is a predicted model, not a curated record. Gene Ontology annotation, molecular function: thioredoxin peroxidase activity. NCBI's taxonomy places the organism in Eukaryota, Viridiplantae, Streptophyta, Magnoliopsida, Cucurbitales, Cucurbitaceae. Gene Ontology annotation, biological process: cellular response to oxidative stress; cell redox homeostasis. The transcript is spliced from 4 exons.
UAUCUAUUACCAUUACCAUCUCCUUCUCCACUCAUGAUUUUCCACCUAUUUUCACAUUUAAUUAUAUUAAAAAGAAACCAGCGUGUCUACGCAUCUACCAUAUCUACGCAGGAUAAGAAAGAAUAGAAAAGAGGGAUUUUGAGAGCAUAUUUUUUCUCACAAACCCUCCAAAAAUGGCUUCUCUUCCUCAUCCAAAGCUCUCUCUCACUUCUCUUCUACCAUCUCUGACUCCCAAAACCCCAUCUUCUAACAAACUUCCUUUUCUUUCUAGAUCCUCUACUUCCCACUUUCAUGGAGCUCAAAUUUCUCACCACAUUCUCCCUUCAUCUCUUCCUUCUUCCUCUUCUUCCUUCAAAUUUACCAUCUCCGCUAAGGUGAAUAAGGGCCAAGCCCCUCCUCCUUUCACUUUGAAAGAUCAGGAGGGAAGGAAUGUGAGUCUUUCUAAAUUUAAAGGGAAACCUGUGGUUGUCUAUUUCUAUCCUGCUGAUGAAACUCCUGGUUGCACCAAACAGGCCUGUGCUUUCAGAGAUUCUUAUGAGAAGUUCAAGAAAGCAGGAGCUGAGGUUGUGGGCAUAAGUGGGGAUGAUUCAUCAUCACACAAGGCUUUUGCUAAGAAAUACAGACUUCCAUUCACAUUGUUAAGUGAUGAGGGUAACAAAGUGAGAAAAGAAUGGGGAGUUCCUGCUGAUCUUUUUGGUACAUUACCUGGAAGACAAACUUAUGUUCUAGAUAAGAAUGGGGUUGUGCAGCUCAUAUAUAACAACCAAUUUCAACCUGAAAAGCAUAUCGGCGAGACGCUCAAAUUACUUCAGAGCCUUUAAAUCUCUCUCUUGUUUAUAGCUGUGCAUUUCGUUGUAGAAUUAGGAAGUUGUUGUUUGUUGGUAUCGUUUGAGAGGCAAUUAUCUAGUUCUGAAUAAGAGUGAAAAAUGAUGAUUGUUCUUUUAUUGUUUUUUUUUGGUUACUACUCACAAGUGAGAUCGUGUAUAUUUGAAUCAUAAUGCAUGCAGUGUAAUGUCUUUCACAAUGUUCAAUAAUAAAACUUGUUGGUUGUAACAGAACAAGCUCUCAUCAAGUUGUUCUAUAUAGUACACAAAUCUUUCCAUA